Molecule: messenger RNA, 1545 nt
Organism: Cladophialophora immunda
Lineage: Eukaryota; Fungi; Ascomycota; Eurotiomycetes; Chaetothyriales; Herpotrichiellaceae
Exons: 3
Coding region: 1-1545 (514 amino acids)
Biological process (GO): phosphorelay signal transduction system; protein autophosphorylation
Molecular function (GO): histidine phosphotransfer kinase activity; phosphorelay sensor kinase activity
Source: RefSeq, a predicted model, not a curated record
AUGGCGAGGCUCGUGUAUGGAAAUUUCAUCAGAGUUUGGCGAGAGAAAGAAGCAGCUCUCCAAGAUACUCGAAUGAAGCGGCUGCUCAUGCUCAAUGCUUCUCACGAAGUCCGUACCCUACUGAACAUUUUGGUCAACUAUCUUGAAAUGGCUUCGGAGAGACCGUUGGACAAGCCGACAAAGGAAAUUCUGUCUAUGUCACACACGGCCUCGAAAUCUCUAAUCUACUUUAUCGAUGACCUUCUGCAUCUUACUGGAAGUAGAGACGGACCGAUACCACCUCUUCAAGAAGCUUUUGACAUCAGAUUGGGGCUACAGCAAACCUUGGAGCAACUCAGGCAGCAUGCGGCGCGAAAGUCCCUAGCUUUCGAAGUCUUCAUACAUCCCGAAUUUCCACAUUUCGUGCAAGGUGAUCUACUACGCCUUCAGCAAGCCAUGUUGAGCUUAGUCUCUAACGCAAUACAAUAUACCUACAGUGGCGGCGUCACCAUCCAGUUGGGUCAGGUCUUUGAAACAGAAACGGACUGUCUAGCUCAGAUUAUAAUCCAGGAUACCGGAGUUGGCAUGUCAGAUAACGAGCUUGAUGACCUGUUCAUGGACCUUGAAGAGGUACGCGGUGAAGACUUCCAGGAGGAGGAAUCACCCCUAGAGGUAAAGCCCCGUAUUCCACGCGACGGUGUGAAAUCUUUGAAGUUGGGACUGGGUCUCGCGCUAGUCGCACGGUUUGUGAAAACCAGGAAUGGGCAGAUCCGACUGAAGUCUACCAAAGGGAAAGGCUCAACAGUCACCCUGGACUUACCUUUUAAGCUUUGCCCUGAGGCUGCACAUCCAUUUCAGUCCAGUCUCAAUCUUCAGGCCCAAUCAUCAGAAUCUGCUCAGCGUCAGUCACUUCCCGUGCGCCCCAAGUUGGGGGCUAAUCGCGAAGCUGAGGAGUCGGCAAGGUCGCAAGCUUAUUUUACGAGUCGGAACGGGACAUAUCCUAGACAACAAAGCAUAAUCGCUUCACCUUCAGAAACAUACUCCCGUCCAUCGAACGAUGAAAUGCAAGAUCUUGGCGAUCGUCAUCUGACAGUGCUGGUUGCCGACGACAACUCCAUCAACCUCCAAAUCCUUCAACGGAGACUGGGGAAAAUGGGACACGAUGUCAGAGUUAGCUGGGAUGGUCAAGAAUGCUUUGAUUUAUUGAAGGUCCAUCAAAGUGAUAUCGACUUUAUCCUAAUGGACCUUGAAAUGCCAUUUGUUAAUGGCUGGCAGGCCACUCAGAUGAUCAGGUCGCUAGAGAAGACCACGACAGAUAUCCCGCACUCCACGGAUGAAUACGGCAGAAUACCGAUCUUUGCCAUCUCAGCGACUCUACGGAAGGAGCAACGACAAUCCUUCGCAGCAUCGGGUUUCGAUGGCUGGCUACUUAAACCGGUUGAUUUUAAGAGAUUGGCACUCAUACUUUCAGGUGCUUUCAAUGCGGACUCACGCAAGAGGGGCCUGUACGAAGAGGCGUCGUUUCAGCAAGGAGGCUGGUUUUCAGAGCGUUGUGUCGACAUCUGA